GUCAAGAGCCAUGCCGUUGCGUUAACGCGUCAACCAAGUCUACUAGUCCUUGACGAGGACGAAGAACAAGACCACCCACCAAAUGACUUCCAUUUAAGACUUAAAAGGCCCCAAAUGGUGAAUCAAAUCGAUUGACAGAUCCUACAAAUCAAACCAUCAAUCGAUCCAAACCCUUACUACAUGAACACGCAAUGUAUGGGCGAUAGUGUCUCAAGCUCUUUAGCCCUGUUUCAUCUUCCCCUGUUUCUGCCAUGGCAAUCCAUCACAGAAAGCUAUUCCUUCCAUGCUUCGAUUUCCCUGAAACCCAUCCUCCUCGACCUCCCCCUCCACCUCCCACGCUCGUCGGCGGCAACCCCCCCGCCCAGACCCACGAAGUCCCGAUUCUCAUGUUCUCUGUUCUGGGUCUUCUUCUUCUUUUUCUUCUUCGGUUUCUCUUUUACAUCAGCAAGUGCCAUUCGAGCAUGAACAGUUAUUCGGCGAGGAGAAACAGUCCCGGAUUUGAAGAUGAUUAUUAUGGAGGCCAGAUUCGUGGCUUGGGACCCGACAACUCCGGGUGGCAGCAGGUCCGCACUGCUGGCCUCGAACAGUCGGUGAUCGAUUCCAUUCCUGUUUUCGAGUUCAGAUCCGCUGAUCGACUGGUUGAAGCAGCAGAGUGCUCCAUUUGCCUGAAAGAAUUCGAAGAAGACGAGGCUCUCCGGCUCUUGCCCAAGUGCUGCCACUCCUUCCACAGGCCGUGCAUCGACACUUGGCUGAGGUCGCAUCACAAUUGCCCCCUGUGUCGCGCACCAAUUGUUCUCGAAAAUACCCCUUUGAAAGGAGCAGAGCCGGGCUCGAACGGUCCGGCGGCGAGAGAAGCACUGGAAACGGAGAGCUUAGAGAACAAUGGUGGGACGCGAGGCCGCCGAGUCGGAGAAAUUGAAGAAGAAAGGAAAGAUUUGCAGCGUUCCAGCAAGAGGAAGCGUCAGCUCCGGGUACGGAGCGAUCUGGCCGGCCGUCUAACAAAGCCGGAGCAGGAAUCACAGCCCGUGAGAAGAUCGAUUUCCAUGGAUGCCAGCUCUGCUUCAAGGACUCAACCUACCAUGGCUUCCAUUCCUCCGGCAGGGCUCGAAGGCUGUUCAAGCAGUCAAUGAGUUCAUGAAAUUAUGAAAACAAUCUAUUUUACAUGCUAGACGUUCGACUUUGUUGACAACUCCAAGUGAAAUUACAUAUCAACCCUCAGUUUAAAUUACAAAUUAGUGCUCCCGCCAGAUUCGCCCUCCACCAUAUCUCUCUCUCUCUCUCGCUCUUUG
Messenger RNA from Diospyros lotus (date-plum), 1289 nucleotides. Its product is annotated as E3 ubiquitin-protein ligase RING1-like. Gene Ontology annotation, biological process: protein ubiquitination. Lineage: Eukaryota; Viridiplantae; Streptophyta; Magnoliopsida; Ericales; Ebenaceae. The transcript has 2 exons. Gene Ontology annotation, molecular function: transferase activity. The coding region runs from base 252 to 1130 and encodes 292 amino acids. The record is from RefSeq and is a predicted model, not a curated record.